Molecule: messenger RNA, 902 nt
Organism: Sebastes umbrosus (honeycomb rockfish)
Lineage: Eukaryota; Metazoa; Chordata; Actinopteri; Perciformes; Sebastidae
Gene: trappc4
Product: trafficking protein particle complex 4
Exons: 5
Coding region: 30-689 (219 amino acids)
Biological process (GO): endoplasmic reticulum to Golgi vesicle-mediated transport
Cellular component (GO): TRAPP complex
Source: RefSeq, a predicted model, not a curated record
GAGCUGGGCAGUGACGUGACGUCGUGAAGAUGGUGAUCUACAGUGUGUAUGUGGUGAACAAGGCUGGAGGUUUAAUCUACCAAUACGACAACUAUGUGCCGAGAGCCGAGGCCGAGAAGACGUUCAGCUAUCCUCUAGACUUAGUGCUGAAGCAUCACGAUGAAAAGGUCAUCGUGUCGUUUGGACAGCGAGACGGAAUCAGAGUGGGCCACGCAGUGCUGUCCAUCAAUGGAGUUGAUGUGCUUGGCAAGAGCACAGCAGAUGGAAAGGACAUCCUUGAAUAUUUAAAGGAUGCUUCAAAUUAUCCAGUGUCUAUUCGCUUUGGACGGGCACGCCUGAGCUCCAAUGAGAAGCUGAUGCUGGCAUCCAUGUUUCACUCGUUGUUUGCUAUAGGUUCACAGCUGUCUCCUGACGUUGGCAGUUCAGGGAUUGAGAUGCUAGAAACGGACGUCUUCAAACUCCACUGCUACCAGACUCUCACAGGGAUAAAGUUCAUCGUGCUGGCGGACCCUCGACAAUCCGGUAUUGAUGCGCUACUGAGGAAGAUUUAUGAGAUCUAUUCAGAUUUUGCCCUCAAGAACCCGUUUUAUUCUCUGGAAAUGCCAAUCAGGUGUGAACUCUUUGACCAGAAUCUGAAGGGGUCACUUGAGAUUGCAGAGAAAGCCGGCAACUUUGGAGCUGGAUCUUGAACCAGAGAAGACUAGAUAUAGAUAGAUUGUGCUAUAUCCUUUCCAAACACAACAGAUUAACAUGAACGUGGAUAAAGUUCAGUUGUUGAGGAAGAAAAAUACGAAUGGAUUUUUUUUGUUUUUUUUCAAGUUGGUAUCAGAAUGUCAGUUAACACUUUGUAAAUACGUUGUUUUGUAAAUACUUGAAGAUUAAAUUACAUACUGUCUGUAAAA